AGGCAGGCCGGUGUUUUUCCACUCGUGGUGAUGUCUAGCGCUCACCCAUUCUAAGAGACAAAGGUCAGAAAGAAAAGAUUAUAAAUUAAAUUUACUGCUGUAAUUCCCUUAUUCAACACCGAGCCACCGCACAAUAGGGACAACUUGCUUGCUACGGAAUAAAAGGAAACCAAAUAAGCAUGGCACAAAAAGAGAAGCUCCAAUGUCUGAAGGACUUCCACAAGGACACUUUGAAGCCCUCGCCUGGGAAGAGCCCAGGCACUCGGCCGGAGGACGAGGCAGAGGGGAAGCACCCUCAGAGGGAGAAGUGGGCUAGCAAGCUUGACUUUCUUCUGUCAGUCGCCGGGGGCUUUGUCGGUUUAGGCAACGUCUGGCGCUUCCCCUACCUCUGCUACAAGAAUGGCGGAGGUGCAUUUCUCAUCCCGUAUACCAUCUUCCUGUUUGGAGGAGGCCUGCCUGUCUUCUUUCUGGAGGUAGCUCUGGGCCAGUACACCUCUGAGGGUGGCAUCACCUGCUGGGAAAAACUCUGCCCAAUCUUCACUGGUAUUGGUUAUGCCUCAAUUGUGAUCGUCUCCCUGCUCAACAUCUACUACAUUGUGAUUCUGGCCUGGGGGCUCUACUACUUGUUCCAGUGUUUCCAGCCUGAGCUGCCCUGGGCUAAGUGCAACCAACCAUGGAACACCGAGAACUGCGUGGAGGACACCAUGCGCAGGAACAAGACACUGUGGGCGAGUGCCAACGCCACCAACUUCACUUCCCCCGUCAUAGAGUUCUGGGAGCGUAAUGUCCUGAACAUCUCUUCAGGUAUUGAUGACAUCGGACCCGUUAAGUGGGACCUGGCCUUGUGUCUUCUGGCCGUCUGGAUCAUCUGCUUCUUUUGCAUCUGGAAGGGCGUGAAGUCUACUGGAAAGGUGGUCUACAUCACCGCCACCUUCCCAUUUUUCAUGCUUAUUGUGCUCCUGGUCCGUGGCGUCACUCUACCUGGAGCGUCCAAAGGCAUCACGUUCUAUCUGUACCCCAACUUGACACGUCUGGAGGACCCAGAGGUUUGGAUUGACGCGGGCACACAGAUUUUCUUCUCGUACGCUAUUUGCCUGGGGGCAAUGACAUCACUGGGAAGCUACAACAAGUAUAAAUACAACUGCUACAGGGACUGUUUGCUGCUGGGAGGCCUGAACAGCGGAACCAGCUUUGUGUCUGGCUUCGCAAUAUUUUCCGUCCUGGGCUUCAUGGCACAAGAGCAAGGGGUGGACAUUGCCGAUGUGGCAGAGUCAGGUCCUGGCUUGGCUUUCAUCGCCUAUCCAAAGGCUGUGUCCAUGAUGCCCCUGCCCACCUUCUGGGCUGUUCUAUUCUUUAUCAUGCUUCUGCUUUUGGGGCUCGACAGUCAGUUUGUCGAAGUGGAAGGACAGAUCACUUCUCUUGUUGAUCUCUAUCCAUCCUUCCUAAGGAAGGGUUACCGACGGGAAAUCUUCAUAGCUAUAGUGUGUUUCCUGAGCUAUCUUCUGGGACUAACCAUGGUUACCAAAGGUGGCAUGUAUGUGUUCCAACUGUUUGACUACUAUGCAGCCAGUGGUGUGUGCCUUUUGUGGGUUGCAUUCUUUGAAUGUAUUGCUGUAGCCUGGGUUUAUGGCGCUGAUAAUUUCUAUGAUGCGAUUGAGGAUAUGAUUGGCUAUCGACCAAAUCCCUGGAUGAAGUGGAGCUGGACUGUGAUCACCCCCCUUCUCUGUGUGGGCUGUUUUGUAUUCUCCUUGGUCAAGUACAAGCCUUUGAAAUACAACAAAGUCUACGAGUACCCAGACUGGUCCAUCGGGAUUGGCUGGACGUUGGCUCUCACUUCCAUGAUCUGCAUCCCCAUGGUGGUCGUGAUCAAGAUCAUUCAGUCAGAAGGGCCCCUGAUCGAGCGGAUAAAGGCGGUGGCUGCCCCAUCCAGAGCCGCGAGUUCUUGUCCAGCUAAGUACCGCACCAAGGUACCUGAGCUAGCCAACCCUCUGGACCCCAAUGGGAACAACGGUUUAAUGAUGCCCACCCAUACCAUUGUAGAAACCAUGAUGUGAGCUCUCUGUGAGAGGAUUCAAAAAAAAAAAAAAAUGACCCACUUUCCAUGUUAUAUAUAUAUAUAUAUAAAUAUGAAUAUAUAUAACAGUAUAUAUAUUUGCUAACUCUGAAAUAGUCGUAGGACCAGGUUUACAUUGCUACGUAUCUGCACUAGGAGUUUCUUUUUUUUAUGGAGGAAGUUAUAUGUAGUUUUUUUCUGUCCAUGUUUUUAAUAUUUUUAUCAUAAUGUUAUUAUUAUAUUUGUAUGAUAAUAAUAAUCAUUGCUAUUAGUUUUGUGACUGUCGUCAGCUUAAGGCAUGGCCUCAGUCACAAACAGUACUUUGGACAUAGAGUGGUAAAUGUUUCUGGGGUUUUUUUCUGAACAUAAUGGGUUAUAUGUAGUCUGGUUUUCUUUAAGGGUGGACAGAUUAAUAAGUAAACAUACUAAAGGACUAUAUAAAUAUAUUUUGGGUAUUAGGUUUCAACUAAGUAUAUGUUGUUUAAGAGUAACGCUGGUGUAGCUGUUAAACAGACUAUUAUCUCCCUCCAGACAGUUACAUAGUAUAUCUUUUAUGUUGUGGAGUUGUCCUUGUAUGGUAAGGUUAGAUUUACAUCUCGCUAUCCAUGAUGUUUGUCACAUCCGAAGGCUCAUCCAGCUUGCGGACAGGCAACACUAUCAGAGUCUGCCACACUGCCCCAUCGUCCUAUACGCGUGUGUGUGUAUACUAAUCUCACAAUGACGAAGGACGGUAGCCAAGCAAGGACACUACUGCGAAACAACCUACGCUGUGCAUGCGUGCUUGCCACCCACACACCAAAGUCCUAGACUCUUCUCUUCUCUCCUCAUAGUGUUUACACCUCGCGCACGGUGCACGCAAGAUCAGGCAGGUUACAUCACACUAACUCUUAAUAGCAGCAUAUCUCUCAGCUCUGCUCUGUUCUCCUGUACUGUGGGGGGACAGAUCCAUCAUUCAGACAGAGCAGCUUCACUGCCCAACAUCUGAACAUGUCAAUGAGAGCCUUAAUCAAAUGCAUCAUUAAAAUACACACACACACACAGACGCGCUCACACGCGCAAACACACAAACACCCAGACCCAGACCCAUUUUUACAUGUCUAUUCACACUCCCUAAGACCACCAUAUCUCAGCUUGUGUCUGCUUCAGGCCAUUCUUAUGAACAUAGCACAUCAUAUCAGCACGUUCUCUUUUUUUUGUUUUUAAAUACAAAAUGAUCAUUAAUACGUAAACAGUUGUAAAAACAGCACGUGUAGACAUGAAACACGUUCUUACCUGGGAAUGUUGUCAUUGUGUCUGUCAAAGUAGCAGUCUUUAUUAUUAUAUUGGGAGGUAGUCUUUUUUAUUUUAAGGUAUUAAAAUUCAGAUGUAUUUUAUGUUUAUUCUAUUUUGUUUAAAAUCACAUUUGCCUUUUGUAUUGAAGAUGUAAAAUGUGUUUGACCACUCUGUUAACAAUUACCAAUAUUUCUCAGAGGGAGGGGUUUCACAUACAAUAAUUAAUCAACAAAAAGCUUGCUGCAAUUUCUAAUGUGCAAUAUUUUGUAGGGAAAUAAGCAUAUUUUUUUGUUUUUCUCAAAAGUUGGUACUUUAUCAGAAUAUACUGAGCAGAACUUGGAAGAAAUUAAUAGGGGCCAAUUUAAGCUACCAUAAAAUGCUUUGCCACAGUAACAACGAAAACUGUAUCUGACCAAGACAGCUUUUCUCUGUGCAGUGUUACCUGUUGUCAGUCUAUCUGCAAAUGUGCUCAUUUUUCUUAAACCUGAUAUGAAAACCUUUGAAACCAACAAAAAUCAUGUUCUCAACUGAUUGAUUUUUUUUUGGGUAGACUGAAUUGGCUUCACAAGUAAAAGGACAAUAGCCGUCAAAAGCCGCUUACUUCAGAGUCAAUCGGACCCUAAGUUCAGACUGGAGUCUCUUGCCCACUGGUAAUGACAUCAGCCCAAAAGGCAGCGUGUCUCUCGGCUGCCGGCCACUUUAAAGGAAAACAGCUUGUGUGGAGGCACCCAUGUGGUGCUUUUGCCUUCCGUGGAGUUUGUUUGUUUGAGAUGAAGACUUGAAAUGAUCCUGUUAGAGGCUGACUGUGUGGAGGAGAGCCCACAAGGUCCGCUGGGGCACUCACCCCCUGUCCAGCUCCCCCAAACCCCUCAACCCCUCGACCCUUCCCCCCACACCCCCCGAGGCCUCUCCCCUUCAGGGAUCUUACCUACCUGUCUUUUUUUUUAUUAGGAAAAAAGUAUGGUGUAUGGUAAAUGUUUUUGAAGUCUAUGAUGCGAGAUUUUAAUCAAAAAUUUGGGGAAAAAAUAAAUAAAAUGUUUCGUUUUUAUUUUUUAAAUGAAUCUGUGAGAAAAAAAUGAAAUGUAUUAGACCAGGUUUUACAGUACCUAAAACCUUUUUUUAUUUCAUAAUAAACAUUAUUCUUUGAAAAAGCCUUUUGCUUUAUGUCAGUAAUACGAACAUUGCUAGCUAUUCCAAGUCAAAGGAAUGCAGCAAUACAGGACCAUACCACACUAAAGAGGUGGUUUUGCUCACUGUUGUUGUGCUACCUGUGGAAAUUUACCAGCCUGAUCCUAGUCCUAAAGCUCCAUGGCAUCCCCACCACUCUUGUCUGUCCGAGCCAUCUCCAGGCGGCUCCAUUGUAAUACCUGUGAUGAAUCAAUCAACCCAGGCUGACCCCUACUGCUGUCCCCACAGCAAUGUCAGGCUAUUUAAACUCACCCAUUACGUGCUUCACAUGCCAAGCCAGGACACCAGAUGAUGCUUGGGGGAAGGUACAAAAAAAAAAAGUCAGGAUUGAGCAAAAUGCGGUGUUAUGUAUAGUGAGACUUGACAUAAAUUAGAUGUGGUGCGCUUCACUUGUGUUUGGGCUGGCGACAGAAAAAAAAUAAAAAAAAAUCCAGAUAGCAGCUGCCAUAAAUCUACACAAAGAGAAGGGCAGGCAUUACGUCAAGGACUGGUGGCUUGGCAGACCUUGGGUGACAGAACCAAGAGGAGGUUGUCCUUGGGCACUGAGGCACUCGGUUGGAUGUUUGUGGUGAAAUUAAACUGGGGCUUCUAGAGCCUGUGAAAUGUCGGUAAUCAAUCUACCCAAUCACCCCAACUGUCCACAGUCAUAGGGCAAUCACAGACUCUUAGUCAAACAUACAGGAUCUGACCCUUUGGCUAGACUGUGUACCAAACCUUUAAAUCAAGUACUUUUCUUUUUUAAAAAAGAAACACUUCUGUCAUAAUUGAAGCAAUCACAAUUACAAAGGUGUCUUGAGAAAUAGACCAAUACCUUAACUUAUUAACCAAUAAACAGGCUAGUCAAUUAGAUGACUGGCACAAUUCAGUGGAAUAGUUCUUACUGAAAGUACAGUGCCAUUAAACAAAUAAUGUGUAAUAAGCAACGGCAUGAAUGAAAUGGCAUUGCUAUGGGGACAACAUUUCAGAUGGGGAGAAAGACAGUAAUGCCCUAUACAGAACUUCAAUACAAACAUCACAUCUCCAUGAUACCCUCACCCUUACUCCUUCAGCUUCAACUGUAUACAGACAUACAGACAAAGCUAUGUUCGCCACCUUCUUGUAGUGAUGGGUGUACAGUUUUUGCCAUGUGUGCUGUAUCUGGGCUGGGAUAAUAUGUUUCCACUCUUAGUUUUCCAUAUUACCUUCAGACUUGGUUAGUCGCUUUCCUCUUCUGAAGUUGUUCCUUUCCUCAACGCUUUGUGCAGUAAAUUGUUCGUACAAUUUCUAAUGAAAACAAAGCCGUUUUAGUAAGUGCUCUUGCAAUUAAGACAUUUGUUAUUUGACAACUUUGUUCUGGGAAAAAAAAACAUAAUAAACAUUUGAAAAUAA
Messenger RNA from Alosa alosa (allis shad), 5881 nucleotides. It is a transcript of the gene slc6a6b, whose product is annotated as solute carrier family 6 member 6b. Gene Ontology annotation, molecular function: taurine:sodium symporter activity. The record is from RefSeq and is a predicted model, not a curated record. The coding region runs from base 180 to 2054 and encodes 624 amino acids. NCBI's taxonomy places the organism in Eukaryota, Metazoa, Chordata, Actinopteri, Clupeiformes, Clupeidae. The transcript is spliced from 14 exons. Gene Ontology annotation, biological process: sodium ion transmembrane transport; neurotransmitter transport; taurine transmembrane transport. Gene Ontology annotation, cellular component: plasma membrane.